UCAUUUUCUAUUAUUAUUAUUAUUAUUAUAUUAUCAGCUUAAUUUUAACAUCAGAAUUGUAAUGUCUGCUUUUCUCCCUCCAAUAUUUGUUUACGUUAUAAGUCGAAGCUGCCUUACUCAGCUUAUUUUUUCUCAGCCGGUGUUUCCUUAGUCAUCAUGGAAACUCUUAAAAGUAUAGGAUAUAUAACUUCAACCGGUCGACUAUGGAAUGAUUUCUUUGCUGUGGAAAGUUUCGUCUAUGUUAAUUUCUACAUAUCCUGGCUACUAAUAUUCACACAUCAGUUUAACGAGAGGCCGUUGGAAUGUGUGGAAGCGAAUAAAGUGAUGGAUUCGUACUGCCUGUACAUUGGAACUUUCACAAUCGACAAACAGGGUAAUGUGGAGAAGCACGAUUACAUCCAAUGGAUUCUGAUAUUCAUGGUGCUUAAUUGCCUCGUGAGUUGCAUGCCGUUCCUUCUCCGUGGAUACAACAGGAGAGAAAUCGUUUCUAAAUACAUCGCCUUCAUCGAUUUCAAUUGCUGGAAGAAUGAAGCUUUGAUAAAAGCUGUGCAGAACGAAGAACACAUCCAAUGUAAUAAAGAGCAAGAGUGUUUGGACAAAAUGUAUGAAUUGGCUAAAAUAUUAAACAGGAGAAUAUCCUAUGGUGUCAACACAAUAUGGGCAAGGCGUUUAAUAAUUUCAUUUGAAGUUACACACAUGUUCUUUUUUAUUGCUCGUGUUUGCUAUACGCAUUUAUUAAUCAAUUAUAAAUACCUUAGCCUUGGGUUCAACUGGAUAAACCAUGAUGAAAUAUUUCCUAAGAGGACGAAGUGCAAUUUUCACACCAUCGGACCAAGUGGAACAUUACAGCUCCAUGACGUCCUUUGCAUUUUAAGCAUAAAUUUUUACUUUCAGUGGUUUCUCAUUAUAAAUUGGUAUAUAGAUGUGACCAUGGCUAUUUUUUACAUCAUGAUUGUGGUCGUACGUAUAAUGCAAUUUUUGUUUCAUAAAAGUGUUUUAUUUAACAGAACUCUCGGACCUCAGGUGUAUCAUCAUCAUCUUCCGUGGGUUACAAACUUGGAUUACUCUGAUUGGCUUCUUAUGAAAGAACUGUCAAAAAAUAUGAACAGUGAAAUCUUUUCCAUACUAAUUUCAUUCAUGGUACAAUCCAGCUACUUGUCGCAAAAUCAGAUAACUAAAAAGCAAAAAUAAACAAAUAUUAAAAAAAACAAUAACACUACAAAGUUCC
This is a messenger RNA of Cimex lectularius (bed bug), 1228 nucleotides long. Its product is annotated as innexin inx7-like. Bases 157 to 1191 code for a protein of 344 amino acids. NCBI's taxonomy places the organism in Eukaryota, Metazoa, Arthropoda, Insecta, Hemiptera, Cimicidae. The transcript has a single exon. The record is from RefSeq and is a predicted model, not a curated record.